AUGCCUCUCGGGCUCAGAACUGUACCUGACAAGCUUGUGUGGCAGUCUGGAGUAUUUACUGUGAAAUCAGGGUACUGGGUGGCUAGAGAUAUGCAGCUUUGGAAAUUGGGUUCUAUCGCAAGCUCAAGUCAGGAUGGAAAAUUAUUGAAGAUCCUUGUUGCUGGCAGUGUGGAGGCUCGCAGGAAUCUGAAUCUUCACAGACAUGGAGAGAGAUGUCUGGGACCUGGGGAGCUAUUCCAAGUUGCAAUUGACUGGCAACACGAGUUUGAAAAGACUGCCUUGAAGCCGCAGGAAACAAAGAUGGCAGUUCCUUCAAGCCUGGUUCACUGGAAACCACCUACUGAGAGUUGUCUCAAGAUGAACUUCGAUGGAGCCUGUGAUUUAAAGAACGGACUUUGUGGCCUGGGAGUAAUUUUUAGGGACAGCCAAGGAGUAAUGAAAGUUGCAAUGGCAGUCCCACAAGUUGGGAAUCUCCCCCCUAGAUCGGUGGAAGUUUUGGCCUUGUUGCAUGGUCUUCGAUUUGCGCUGCACGUGGGUUUUCUCAACAUCGAAGUUGAAGGUGAUGCACUCUCAGUGAUUAAUAGUUUUAAGGAUAGUUUUGAUGAUUUAAGUUUUGAGGGACAUAUUAUUGAUGAAGUAAAGUCUCUAGUUCAGUCUUUUAAUUCAUGUAGUGGGUACUUUGUGAAACGGGAAGGCAAUGCCAUUGCUCACCGAUUAGCAAAGGAAGCCUUGAGAAUUAGUCAGCCUUUUCUUUGUUUGGAGUCGGGGCCUGAGUGGCUCCAUCAGUGCGUCAAUAUGGACUUUCAGUGUGAAGUCUAG
This is a messenger RNA of Rosa rugosa (rugosa rose), 819 nucleotides long. RefSeq lists its product as uncharacterized. Gene Ontology annotation, molecular function: nucleic acid binding; RNA-DNA hybrid ribonuclease activity. Bases 1 to 819 code for a protein of 272 amino acids. The transcript has 3 exons. NCBI's taxonomy places the organism in Eukaryota, Viridiplantae, Streptophyta, Magnoliopsida, Rosales, Rosaceae. The record is from RefSeq and is a predicted model, not a curated record.